UCGUGCGUGCACUUAUUAAUGCGAACGUGAAUUGCAUGAAAAAGAUAGAGGGGAAUUGUGCUUAUUAUUAGAAGAGUAAGAAACGAAUUUUUAUUUCUUUCAUCGUGUAAUUGGCGAAUGUUUUUAACGAUUCCGUAAAAUCUUAAAAAUAUAUAACGGUUGAUCGCGAAUGCAUUUCCUCGUGCGUCUAAUAAUACACGAAACGACAUAUCUAUAUGAUCUAUCGCUGAAUUGAAGUCUUAUGUUAUGGAGUAAUUGAUAAAAAAAAGUUUGUGCGUAAAGAAACUGUAAGUUUCAGCUUUCAAAAUCUUAUCGAGAAUGUCGAAACAUUUUGUAACACUUUCAACCGGCGGUGUGCGAUCAAUGACUCGUUUGAUAUGACUUCUGGUGUUAACUGGGAAUUUCGUGGUUUUCGCUAUAAACGCAGUAGCAAACGGACAUGAAAAAUGCUGCGUUUACUUGAGAAUAAUCGUACUUUGUUGUCGUUACGAUCCACUAGUGCUGUUAUUUCGUGAAUUUCGAAAGUUUAAAUAAAACUCGGAGAACAUAACCUAAGCAGGUUAUUUAUGCCUACUUCUGCCUCUAAGUACAUUUUUAUAGUUGUUAAGAAACUUUCCAGUUUUUCAAGAUGUUGGAAGGACUUGUAGCCUGGGUGUUGAAUAAUUACCUGGGAAAGUAUGUUGAGAAUUUGAACACAGAUCAACUAAGCAUUGCUUUAUUGUCAGGGGAGGUUGAAUUAGAAAAUUUGCCAUUAAAGAAGGAAGCAUUACGUCACAUUGGAUUACCAGUGGAAAUAAAGGCAGGUUUCAUAGGUAAAGUCAGGCUGCAAGUACCUGUUCGUCAAAUAAGGACAGCAUCUUGGGUCAUAGUCAUAGAACAACUUUAUUUAGUAGCAGGACCAAUAAGUUUGGAUGAGUUUGAUAAUGAAGCAGAGGAACAAGCAAUAGUAGAAUGUAAACUGAGUAGAUUAGAUUCUUUAGAAGCAAGAUGGAGAGCAGACACAGAACGUGAUCCUGGUUAUUAUGCUACCAGUUAUAGUUCUUGGGUUAAUUAUGGCACCUCUUUAGUAACAAAUAUCAUUGAAAAUUUGCAACUUAACAUUAAAGAUGUCCACAUAAGAUAUGAAGAUGGGGUAGCAUUAUCAGAUGAUAGUGGCAUUGCCCUUGGUGUGACUAUAGGAGCCUUAACUGCUCAAAGUUGCGAUGCUACGUGGAUACCUGGUUCUACUUCAUGGAACCUUACAGAUGCUUCCUUUAAACUUAUGGAGCUUGAUAGACUUUCUGUUUACUGGAAUCACCUGAAAUCCGACGAGUUUUUUGGUUCUCUCAAUCUCGGUGAUUUAGCUAUUGCUAUGAGCGAGCCAAAGAACAUAAUAAAAAAGCACAUUCUGUCGCCUGUUAGUGCAAGAGCACAUAUUAAAAGAGAUAGGUCUGAACGACCAUUGAGAUCUACAAACAAACCGAGAAUCAUCGUAGAUCUUUUGUUGGACGAUGUUCCCCUAUGUAUUACAGAUGUGCAAUACGAACAAAUAAUCAAGUGCAUAAAAGGCCUGAAAGAUAUAGAUCGUCGCAAGCAACAGAGACGCUGCCGUCCGUCAGUUAGCGUCUCUGCGGCACCUAAAGAAUGGUGGAAAUAUGCAGCGCGAUGUCACAUUGGUAGGGAAACUCUUAAACCUAAAUUAUGUUGGGAAGAUAUGCUUCAAAGAGGCAAAGAGAAUAUCUUGUACGUCGAGACUUACACUAAAUUACUAGGGACGCCAACUAGUAUUUUACCAGCAGAUAAUAAGCAGUUGAAGGAAAAGGUUGAACAAGAGAGAAGUUUUGACGAACUUAGGGUAUUAAGAGAAAUAGCGAUGCAAAGAGUUAGGCCGCCAAAACCUGUUCCAAAUUCGGAUGUCAAUGUACCGCAACCUCGGGGAAUGCUCGAACAAUGGUUUCCACAGUGGUGGGGGUGGUAUUCGAAGGCACCGCAUACAAAUACUCAGGGCACAUCGUCCACUUUCGACGGGGAACUUCUAGAUGUUUUAGCAGAUACUAUAGACGACGAUACGUUAUUACGUCGCGAUACUGUAUUCGGACAAUUUAAUUUCACGUUAUCGAAAGGCGCUGUUUCACUUUGCACAACGAAGAGCGAUAACGAAUGUACAAAAACUGUAAUAGAGUUACAAUUCGAACGAGUAAAUUUAAGUUACGAUUCGAGGCCAAGGUCUGGAUCACACAAGUUUUUUAUCAGUUUGGGAGCGUUGUAUUUGCACGACUAUCUCACCGAAAAUUCUACUUUUCCAAUUUUGGUACAACCUCAAGUAAUGUCGUUCGCAACAUCGCGGACACGUAGCUCCACGGAGAAAUUGACGAACCAAUUGCCACAGCAUUUGUUCGAGAUGACUUAUGAAAAACGCCCGUUGCACUUGAGUGCUGAUCACUCUUUACACGUUAACUCGAAGUCUCUGGAUAUCGUUUAUAAUCCUACCGUGAUACAUUGGCUCAUAGAUUUUAUGUGCAAGCCGCACAGGUCAUCGUCCAAUCAAAGAUUUCAAGCAAUGAAGCGUAGAACGCGAAGACAACUUAUAAAAAAUUGGGAACAAAUUUUGGAAGGGGACUUCGUGUACCGUUCUUCGUGGGAUUUACAGUUCAACAUAUCCGCACCUCAGAUUUUGUUAGUAGAAAAUUUUACGGAUUCCAAUGCCGCGGUUGUAGUUGUCGACUUUGGUAAACUUCAUUUAACGAAUUAUGUACAAAAUGACGAAGUAAUUAUGAAGCCAGGCUCAGGAACAAAUAGCGACGACGAAGACGAGAGAUUCGAGACACCUUGCUCAACUCCGCCUGGCAGCCAAGAAAAUGGUUCCGUUCAAGAUUUUCAGACCAUAUCGGAAACAGCGUUGCACCAAAAGCUGUACGAUCAUUAUUCUAUCGAUUUGGUCGAUUUGCAGAUUUUAGUAGGAAAAGUAAAAGAUAAUUGGAAACACGUACGAACUAGAGGAAUGUCUAGCUUACAUGUUUUGGAGCGUUUCAAUAUAUCAUUGCAAAUCGAGAGACGCGUUUUCUCUACGUCGGAUCCAAACUUUCCGUCUGUAACGGUGUCGGGAAAUCUGCCAAGAUUAGUAGUACAUGUCAACGAACAAAAGGUAGAGGCAAUCAGACUGAUGUAUACUUUGCUUUCAAGUUUCUCGAAGUCUACCGGAAUUCCACAAACAGACGUGGUCAACUUAGAACCCGAGAGUCCAAAGAAAGAAGAAAAUGCGGACAAGGGUGGGAGCCACGUAGUGAUGGUUCAAUUCAUUAUCGAUCAAAUGACCUUCGAAUUGCAAUCUAGAGGUCGCAGUGUGGCAGAGCUUCAAGUUUCUGGAGUUAGAGCUGCCUUUAGUAGAAGGACAGCCGAUGUCAAUGUUUCCUUGUCGGUGCAUGGGUUACUUCUCGUCGACGCUCUUCAAGAAUUUGGUCCUGACUUUGAGUUAUUAGUAGCCAGUCACAAACAUGUUGGAAUGGAUAGUAUUUCUGGUAGUUUAAGAGACUCGGAACCGACGUCACCUGUCUCACCAGAGUCUCCGGGAUCUCCUGAUCCUACGCUAUCGAAGAGACUAACUUCUCCUGUCGCUUUGAAUAAUGCUUUAUCUACCUUGGCAAGUAAAACCAAGAAUCCUCAGUCUCCAAGAAAUAAUUCAUUCAUCGAACUGGACAAGAUGGACUCUGAAGCUUUAAUCGUUGUCGAGUUAACAUUGGUAUACGAUAAUUUGGAAAAUUUGAGAGUUGCCAACAUACAGUUCAACAAUUUGGACAUUAUCGCCAAUCAAGAAACAAUAGUAGAACUGAUGGGAUUCUAUAGGCGAAUAUUUCCAUCUCGAAAACUGAGGAAAAACAUAGAAAGACAGGAAUCGCUUUCGAAUAUGACCGUAGAGCCAAAAGUUUCGACCAGGACGGAAAUAACUUUCGAUUUUCAUAGAUUGAACGUUUUACUUUUGCGGGCGGUAAUGCAUGAUAAUCAUUUGGUAGGUCAAAAGAUUGCCACUGCUACAAUGUGCGAUGCUCGUAUACAAGCAACUUUAGCAGUACACACUUCGAUUUCUGGAUCGCUCGGAGGUCUCCAAGUAUUGGAUCAAACAUCAACUGGCAAAACGCAUCAACGAAUUAUCAGCGUUGGAAGAGACCCUAUCGCAGAUCCACCUCAACAACAACUGGAACAUUUUACUAGUCUAUCCAACCAGCCAGAGGCACUCCGAUUCUCAGCGAAUCGCUGUACCAAAUCCAGCGCGCAACAGCAGGACGGAACGGAGACGUUGAUAGAUCUAACGAUACGUAUAGGCAGCGUAUGGUAUACACAUGCUCCUCAUUUGCUCUCCGAACUACGUUCGUGUGCUGAUGAAUUUAAACAGUAUUUGAAGAAUCUUGCUCGCCAGAUUAGCGCUGCGGCCACGGAUAUGGCUAUUGGCUUAGUUAAUGCGGAAGAUUGGACAAUACCACCGCGUAGACGUUUACCAAGCCUAUCUGUAGACUUAGAGAAUCCAAGUACCUUAUCUUUGAAGUUGGACAUACUUCUCGAUAGUCCUGUAUUGGUGAUACCCCGAUCAUCCCAUAGUCGUCAAGUAUUUGUUGCUCAUCUGGGUACGAUGUUCUUGCAACACGAGCCUAAUCUUGGGUCCAUGGUAAAGCAUAAGUUGACGUUGGAAGUUCGAGAUAUGAAUUUGUAUUCUCUUGAAAUAUCUGCUAAUCCCCAUAGCCAGGGUCACAGCAAUUUACCUUUAAGAGCAGAAGAGAUGUAUUCUUGUAAAGAGUCGGGUAAACCAAUUCUACACGAUACCGUCUUAAAAAUUGUAGUUGAAAAAGAAAACGCGUUGGCGCAAAGUCCCAGUUAUUUCAUCGACGAGUUCUCGAAUAAUCCAAUCGUUCAGGUUCACGGAGUCGUGAUGACGCCUCUGAAAGUAUCUUUGUCUCGAGGACAGUACGAACAACUGUUGGAUACGAUAAAUAGAUUGUUUUCAAUGCCUGUAGCGGUACCAGUUGUCCAGAAGUCACAAGUGAUGAACAAGGUACCGACUUACUCCGAUAAGCUUGAUCUUUCCAUUAAGGUUUUAUUCGAAUUGCCCACGCUGAGCGUAGAAUUAAAACAAGGCCUCCUAGAACAACCGUUAGUCGAAUUGUCUAUGAGAGAUUUCGUUGCUAAGUACGAGAAGUUGCAAAGAAAUGAAUCCACCAUUCAGGUUGCCUUGCGUUCUCUGCUGAUGGAAGAUUUGUUAUGUCCUAUUGGUACGCGACAUCGAUGCAUGAUGCAAUCAUCAGCACCGACGCGCGCAAAGCUUCCUGCUGGCGUUUCGAAGUCCUGUCCAGACUUUGCAUUCGUGCAGCAGUUCAGAAGCGAGUUUGGACGUGGAAGUUUGCCUGACAGAUUAGAGACCGACACGUUGUACGGUACAAUUCCUGCUCAUUGGCGUCGGAAACCAGUUUCAUUAGUGGACACACCGAAUACUCCACCUCCGUCACCUGGUGCGUCUACGAGCGAAGAAAAUCUAGUGCUAAUGAGCAUCACGAUAACCGAACCAGAUCCUGAUCAGCCAACAAAGGACCAGUUUCAUCAGAAAAGCGUUACCGUCGAUUUCAACUGCUUGGAUUUGGUAAUAAGCGUAGAGUCUUGGAUGGUGGUUUUCGAUUUCUUCGGAUUCGCAGGACCGUCGAGAGCCAAUCCUAAACUUGCCACCCAUCAAACGUCCAUCGAUGUGGAUCAACUAGACAAGGCGGACAAUCUGCCUUUGCGAUCGGAAACAGAAAUAGAAGUUAGAUCGUUGACAUUGGUGCUAAUACAGUCCGAGAGAGAAAUUGCGAAAGCCAACGUGUCCAAUGCCAAUAUGCAUAUUUUAAAGGCGAAUGGAAAGACGAAAGUAUCAGGGUCGUUGGGAUCCAUGUCCUUGCUAGAUCUGACGCCGCACGGGAGGUUUUACAGGGAGAGGUUUCUAUCCUCGGGAAGGAAAGCUCUGAACUUUCAGUAUUCAAGUUAUAUAGACACCGAGAAACGACCUUAUGACGCUCAAUUAAAAUUAGAAAUGUCCGCAGUCCAUUAUGUACAUACUCAGAGAUUCGUAGCGGAACUUCAGGCAUUUUUUUGUCACUUUUCACAAUUGUGGACCAUCAUGGCGAAUUUGAAGGCUGGUGUUGGAGCUAUUAUAGAUACCAAUAAACGAAGCAUGAGGUUAUCAUUGGAACUUCACGCGGGCGCGCCUGUGAUUUUAUUGCCAGUUAGUUCGAGGUCUGAUGAAUUGAUACUGUUGGACUUGGGAGAACUGACCGCUCACAACCAAUUUGCAAUUUCCGAAGUGAUGGACAAAUGUCUGCUAGAUAUAAUGUUUCUCGAAUUGGUCAACAUGGAUGUUUAUGCAGCCAAGAGAGUCAACUGCGACGAUCAGAGCGAAAAUAUAGACACUCUGGUCGUUGGUGGCUUUCUUAUCAAGAGACUUGGAUCAUCUUUACUCACGGAGAUGUGUCACUUGAAGCUACGCAUUGAAAGAAAUUUGGACACCUAUAUCAGCAGAGAAAUUCCUGACUUGAGUAUACACGGGACACUGUCAACGAUGGAUUGCGCUUUAGAUCCCGCUCAAUACAUGCUAAUUCGAGGUCUUCUCUCUUACAAUAUCGGAGAAAAUUUGGACGACUUACGGCUGUUCAUGCAAGAUUUGAAUCAAACCGUUGAGUACUCCAUGGUUAAUGUAGAUAAUCGAGAAACGAUUUGGAAGAAAUCAUGCAUAACUCUCGAGUUGGUCAACGUCACCGUUAAGUUACAUCCGAAUCAUAAUAUCGCGGCUCUAGCGUGUAUCAAUUUCAUCAAAUCUAGGCUGACUCUGGAUUCAUUGAGCGAUGGCUCGCAGGAUAUAGAUCUAGUGUCUCAAGAGAUAUUGAUCACGGACAUGCGGUUUCAGGAUGAGCCCGCUAGUAGCCAGUCGAACGUUUUCACAAGUAUUUUGCAGCCUUUGAGGAAUUCCAACAACGAGAAUCGCGUACAGGCCGAGGUACAUCACAGGAGACGCAAGGUGAACGCGGCAACAACUAUUCUCGUGCACAGUAUGCGUUUGACUGCUAUACUGGACUGGUGGGAAGCUGUACGAGACUUCUUAAUAUUAAAUUCUCCAGAGCCGGAACCUAUUCUUGGAAUAGUUACCUAUUCUAUGGAAAGUAAUCAAGAAAAUGAGAACAAUGCUCCAGCUACUAUACCGCUCGAAUUAAAGAUCAAUAUCACUGAUUCAGAAUUGGUGAUUGUAGAAGACACGUCGGUCCGUGAUACGAAUGCUGUGAUUCUAAAGAGUACAGCCGUUCUUUCGUACAGAUCUGCCCCUCAAGAAGGAGAGAAACCUCUCUCCUGUAAUUUGUCUCAUUGCGAAUUGUUCUCCUGCAUCCUAGGAUUAGAGGAAGAGACUGCUCUCUCUAUAAUCGACCCUGUAGGGGCUAGCUUAGACCUAACACAGGAGAAGUGUCUCGAAGUACAACUACAGCCGUUGUGCGUGAGAUUGAGCUAUCACGACGUGACGAUGUUUUCCAGGAUGCUCAGCUCACUUCCGAAACAGACUUUGGUAGCGAAGCAACGCUCGAACGAAGCGUUGACCUCUCUCGAAAUACAAGUACAAAAGUUAACAGCCCUUGGGUUCAUGGAGUCCGAUUGCAGGGCAGCGUUGCAACUCUGCAAUGGCCAAUUGGACGAAGCGGCCUUGUGGUUGACGCAAAACGCGGUACCUAAUUCUGACGUUAAUACGAAGAACGAGUCUAUUUUCCAUACUGUUGAUUUACAAACUUCCUGUGCAAGGAUAUGUAUCAUAGACGAUUGUAGAGAUGCCGACGUGCCAUUGCUGGAAAUCUCAUUGUUAGAUUUCAGUUUAAGACAGGAUUGCGUAGGACCGGGUCUUCUGUCUUCUACUUUCAGCAUCGAUUACUAUAACAGAGUUCUCAGUGGCUGGGAACCUUUCAUCGAACCUUGGCGUGCUACCAUUCAAUGGGAACAGACGUUGAUGAACUCCCUUAAUUCGCAGAGACUGCAGGUGUCUGUAGAUUCUCAGGAUUCCGUUGACGUUAACGUCACUUCAACGUUGAUAGAACUGAUAGAGUUAGUCAAGAAUAACUGGAUGCAAGAUUUCUACUUGACUUCCAUUAAAGAUAUGAACGUGAACAAACCAUCGGGAAAUGGACAGGCGUACCGACGUAGACUACCUUUCAUUCCGUUUGCAUUGAAAAAUGAAACGGGAUGUAAAUUGUGGUUCAAAACUAUCAUCGCUACCGCGGAUGAUACUAAGGAUGUUGGACACAAUUUCAAAGCGAAAAACGAUUUUCAAAAGGAUGAUACGUGGAUUGAAGUCACUUCGGGCGACACUGUUCCCUUCACCUUUGAAGGGAGAGGAAAAUUGAGGCACCACGCCACGCAUACAGUCCGAAGACAUCAGAUCACAGUACUUGUGGAUGGCUGGAGAGCAGUAGACCCUGUUACAGUAGAUCGCGUUGGGAUAUACUUUCGACAUGUAAAUGGAAAUAUAACUGGUUCACAGACGAAUGAACGAUUGUUUCAGAUGUUAACAGCAAAGGCUAGAAUAGUAUUUGCAGUCGAAUUAGAGGGAUCAGCUAGAAAAUUAGUAACUGUUAGAUCAGCUUUACAAAUAUCGAACAAAUUAAGACACAUGGUGGAGAUUAAAAUGGAGAAGUCUUUAAAUCACUUCGAAUAUCUACCUCUGACUCUGUCUGUUAGCGAUAGAAUUCUGCAAGUACCUGCACAGUCCACUAUAUCGGUACCUUUAACGCAUACCGGUGUGCAAAUGUGUCUGAAACCUAUACAUUUAAAUAAUAUAUUCCAAUAUUGUACAGAAACGAUAGAUUGGACAGUGGUGAAGAAACCGCUGGAAGUCAUAGAAAAUCGUAUUACGUGUAGAGCUAAUCACAAUAAUAUAUUUAGAAUGUGCGUAGCAGUGAUGCGAGACAAUUAUCCAUUGGAUACGAGUGUAAUGCUCCCAGCGCACACGAUAACCGUGAUGGCUCCGCUCACUUUAACCAAUUUAUUGCCACAUGAAUUGCUCUUCGAAGUAGGUACAGAAAGUGGUCGUAUUCUACCUGGUGGUAGCGCCGACUUGCACACGGUAGAUAUCGAAGAGCAAUUAGAGAUUACGAUACAACUAGAUGGUUAUUCCGGACCAGGAUCGAUGUUAUUGCCACCAAACACAAGUUCUUUCACUGCUCGUCUUCGACUGGCGGAUUCCUCUGGGAGGAUAUUGUUUCUACAUGCAGCUGUUAAUAUAGAAAAAGGUUCCGCCACUCAAAUUAACAUUACUGCGCCGUAUUGGAUUAUAAACAAAACAGGUUUACCUCUGGUAUUUCGGCAAGAGGGUGUCGGAGUUGAAGCAGCUGGACAGUUCGAGGAACAUGAAAAGGCUAGAAUGGUAGCACCAUUAUUGUUCUCUUUCAGCGAUGAAGAAGCAAGCAGAACUUUAUCGGUUAGGGUUGGCACUGCGGUGCAUCCUCAGGGAGUACCACAGUGGUCCCAGCACUUUUACUUACAGCCUGGAAUACAGGUACACCGUCUUAGAAUAUCUUUGCGUGAUGGUCGACCUGAUAUAGUGUAUCUGAUCAGUGUGGCUACUCGGACAGCGAGAGGAAAAUAUAGAGCUACGACUGUAGUUACAUUGUCCCCUAGAUAUCAAUUGCAUAAUAAGUCGAGUUGUACGCUAGAGUUGGCACAAAAAUGUUUCACCACAACAAUUAGUCACCCAGAUGCUCAGGCAACGUACAUUAGAACAAUGCCAGACUGUCACAUGCCGUUUCAUUGGCCACGUCUUGAUAAAGAUUUACUGUUGUGCGUCCGUAUCAUGGAUGUCAAAGAUUGCAUGUGGUCAGGUGGUAUCAAACUAGACGAUAACUAUUCGCUGACCAUUAACAUUAGGGAUGCGGCAGGGAGAAUGCAUUUUCUUCGAGUAGACGUGGUUUUACAAGAAAGCACGUACUUUAUAGUGUUUACAGAUGCAGACACUAUGCCACCGCCUAUAAGAGUUGAUAAUUUCUCAGAAGUUGCUCUAGUGGUUAAUCAGGUCACCGUACACGACAAUUUACAAUGGACCGUGAGACCUCAUUCAUCGGUACCAUAUGCGCUGGAUGAACCAAUACAGUCUGCUGGUUUAGUGUUAACAGCACCUGGAGGUGUAACAGCUACGUACGAUUUGAAUAUACUCGGAGAGAGCAGAGGUCUGACUUAUGAGAACUUUAUUUACAUCGCCUUCACGGGAACAUUUAAAACUGACUGUGAUCUGGGGACAGGAGAGGGUGGUCUAGAUCCCCUAGACGUCGAGACGCAAAGAUUGGUCUUAGAAGCUGGUCCUGGUGGUUGGGUUGCUUUGCGAAGAAAGCAAUACGGGGCCAGAUCCCAGUUGUGGAGGAUGACCGGUGACGGUCAGUUGCAACACGAAGGUUCCAGUCCACCGAGAGAUAAGCAUUCGAAAACCCCGGAAAUGGUGUUGGUUCUAGACAUCGCUGGUACUGCGCCUCAACCGUUUACAUAUUGCGCGCUUGCGUUAAGGAAACCUGAUCCUAGAAGAAGAUCGACACAAACCUGGCGGUUUACCGAUGAUGGUCGAUUGUGCUGCGCGCAUAAAAAUAUGUGCGUUCAGUCAAAAGAUGGAUUCAUGGGGUUACACGAAGGCGGCAGUGUCGCCCGUUGGCAAAUGUGGAGCGAAGCGGUAUUGGGUCCCCAAAUUCACAGCAGUCCUCCACCGAUCGAACAACGCGUAGGAAGACAAAAGUUGCGACCGGGAUCUGGUUUCUUGUCUGUCAGAGUAACAACUGAUGGCCCAACUCGAGUGUUACAAGUAUUGGAUAUCAAAGAACGGAAAAAAACCUUCGCUUUGCUGGAAGAACGCGAUUGGUCACACAUUGCCGUCAGUCACCGGCCAACACAAAUAAAUACAGAUGCUGAGAACCUAAAUUCCCGUGAAUUAGAACUGAGAGUUAAUUUAACAGCUGGUCUCGGAUUAUCAAUCGUGUCUCGAAGACCUGUCGAGGAGUUGCUGUUUGCCCGAUUGGCUGGUAUUUCGUUAGAACUUGUACAAACCCCUGCCAAUACCACCCUAGACUUAAGCAUAGAAGACAUACAAAUUGACAAUCAGUUGUUCGAAGCACAAUGCACGUCUGUCUUGUAUGUAACUCGAUCUACGCGUACGGAAAGUGAACCCAGACCGUCGAUACACGUGGUCGCUGAAAAGCUGAAGUCUAAAAAUCAGAAUGCAGAGAUAUAUAAACACGUGAUCGUGAGCAUAAAGCCACUUUGUAUACAUCUGGAAGAAAAGCUGAUCUUGAAAUUGGCCGCGUUCGUCGGAGCAGGAAGAUCGGAAUUGGAGGUGCCAGUAGACGAGAACGAUUUUAAGGCUCAACGAUUUAUUUCCGAAGUGUCUGCAGCACACGCGAAACGAUACUACUUUGGCGCUUUAAAAAUUGUCCCUAGUCAGAUAAAAUUGAGCGUGCUCACCACUAUGAAGCUGCCUCGACAUCUUCAAGCGAUAAAGAGACAAUUAGGGUUAACCUUGAUUAAAUUCGAAGACGCCACGAUCGAAUUGGACCCUUUCCUCAAAAAACAUCCAUUCGAAAGUACUCAGUUUUUAGUACAUUCCAUAAUAAAACAUUACAAAGACGAACUGAAGUGGCAAGCCGCGGUAAUACUAGGGUCUGUAGAUUUUCUGGGUAAUCCCCUUGGGUUCGUGAACGAUGUCACCGAGGGGGUUUCCGGUUUAAUCUACGAAGGAAGCGUUAAAACGUUAGUGAAGAAUGUCACGCAUGGUAUCUCGAAUUCGGCUGCUAAAGUGACAGAGUCCCUGUCAGAUGGAAUAGGACGAGUUAUAAUGGAUGAAAGACACGAGGAAGCUAGACAAAGAAUACGAGCCAACACCGCAGGUAGCAGCGACCACUUAGUAGCUGGUUUGAAGGGUUUUGGUUUUGGUUUACUGGGCGGUGUUACAAGCAUCUUCAAGCAGACAUACGACGGUGCUGCGAACGAAGGAUUUCCAGGUUUCUUUGCGGGUUUCGGCAAAGGAGUGGUUGGGACGAUCACCAAACCGGUUGUAGGAGUUUUAGAUCUUGCCACGGAAACUGCCACUGCUGUACGAGAAACAAGUAGAAGUGCUCAUCGAACGAUACCAAAGCGGGAUAGGCCUCCUCGCGUGGCGAGCGGUCCCGCUGGCUUAUUACCGCCAUACAACCGCCAACAAGCAGAGGGUCAAGAGUUCCUCUAUACCGUGAACAAUCAUGACUACUCGGAACUGUUUGUAGCGUACGAAUGUCUACGGAGUGGUACAGAGAAUCUAAGGGUGCUGGUGUCCAACGAGAGGGUACGCGUUAUUUCUGGCGGAACCAAAGGAGUCGUGACCGAAGUCAGCUUAGCAGACCUGCUGUAUUGCCAACCGACGCAUAAACUUGAAAAUAACAGCGCAACAUUGUAUUAUAUAGAAUUAAUAUCCAGAUCAGAUUCAGCAGUGAACGUAAGCGUCGACGGUCCUGAACUUCUGAGGAGACCGAAGGUCCGAUGCGAAAACGAGGAAGUGGCCAAACGAGUUUCGCAACAAAUCAAUUACGCCAAGGGGAUGCACGAGGAACACAGUUUGACUCUUUCUUCGUCGGAUAACAUGGUGGAUGACGUUCAAUACUACAAGUAGUUGCAGAUCACCGCGCACUGAUAUUUUAUACUUUCGGUUUUAUUUAUCACGUAUAGGUUGUAUGCUAGUCAGUUCUUUGAUUUCUCUACGUUUCUCUUUGUUUAUUUUUUUAACAGUGCACAUGAGGAUGCCUUACUACGCUUAAAUUAAGUUGACGAUAAGACUGAUGCAAGGCACCAUCAAUACUUGGAACUUAACGAAAUGUAUCAGUUCGUUAAUACAAUUCGUAGAAAACGUGAGAACAUUUGGUUGUCGCACAGCUAGCGCACGUAUACUUUUGAUACUGGUAUUGAGAUAAAAGAGAAGGUCUCCCGUAAUGCGUGAGAGAUUUUUUAAUAUUGUAUUAAAUGUAUAUAUAUGUGUAUAACGUGUAAAAUAUAGGCGAAUAAGAUAUUUAUUUACGGGAAUGUAAUCUACUUAAAGCUAUACCGCGUAAAGAGAAAUCGCAAAAACCAAAAUUUUCACAUAGAGUAGAGAACGGUAUUAAUUUUCUAUUAACGAGUUUGAUAUUUUGCGAAUUACUUCGACUUGGAUAAACUGUAUUUUUUAUGAUAUUAAACGUAGAAGUUAACGUUAAGUGUACAUUUUUCUUGUAACAGUCGUGGGUGCGGAGAUAUUAACUUAAAACUUGUACAGAUACUGUAAGACCAGCAAUAUCAGCCCUAUUUAAAUAAUUUUUGUAAGGCUGAAGGCUUUGUACAGCUUAAACACAGUAUGUAUAUUUACAUUACAGUACGAAUUUACGGAGUCUGGUGAAUAACACUGUGUAUAAACUAAUAAUAAGUAUCAAAAGUGUUGAUGACGUGUAUAAUCUACUGUAUACAAUUUAUCUAGAUUUGUUACAUCCCGAAAUUUUCACGCUGUCGAUAUAAUUUAAUAAAGAAUCCUUCUAUUUUUGUUCGAUACCUUA
Hylaeus anthracinus is the source of this 13559-nucleotide messenger RNA. It is a transcript of the gene Vps13D, whose product is annotated as intermembrane lipid transfer protein Vps13D. The coding region runs from base 629 to 12649 and encodes 4006 amino acids. Gene Ontology annotation, molecular function: protein binding. The record is from RefSeq and is a predicted model, not a curated record. The transcript is spliced from 22 exons. NCBI's taxonomy places the organism in Eukaryota, Metazoa, Arthropoda, Insecta, Hymenoptera, Colletidae. Gene Ontology annotation, biological process: protein targeting to vacuole; mitochondrion organization; protein retention in Golgi apparatus. Gene Ontology annotation, cellular component: extrinsic component of membrane.